CUCAUGCGCAGUAACACGAUAAACUUGGCCUCGGUGUUGUGUAGUAAAUUAGAUUCCUGACAAUCCUGACAGUGUACUCUCUGUAUUCAUAUUGAUUAAUGACGAUGAAUGAUCGUCGAUCGGUCGCGAAAAAUGCUAGAAUUAUGAGAAUUUGAAAUUUCAGAUUGUCCUCGCGAUUUUGUAAAUGUUGUCGUUCGAAGUGUGACACAUGUCACGAAAUCUAACCUAUGACGUAAAGACUUGGUAAACACCGAAAAUACAGACCAUACAGAUAGCAGGUGGCUUCGGUAAAAGGUCGAAUGUUUACUAAAAAAUUACAUGUCACUUUGGUAGUGCUAAGAAAAUCGCAGUGUAAAGCAUUCGCGGACCCCCUUUGGAAAUGAGAAUAGCGAAAUCAACAGUUGUCCUUCUGGUCUUUGUAUUAAUACUGUCGAUACUUGUAGCGAAUGUUGCCGAUCUGAUCAAUGUCGACACGCACGUGUUAGAUGAUACCUCGUCUAGGAGAAACGGGUGGACAGAAUGGUCGCGACCAAAGUUUUACAAUAUUGGAACAUCAUUCGAUCAUCUGAUCUGGUUCUUACAGAUAUCAGACAUACAUAUAAGCAUAUUUCAAGAUCCAUUUAGGAUAACAGAAUUAAAAAAGUUUUGCAAUGUUACUGUGGACACCAUCAAGCCUUCUGUUGUGCUUGCUUCGGGCGAUCUCACGGAUGCAAAAGCAAAAGACGAGAAGGGAUCUAAGCAAAUAUUAGAAGAAUGGGAAUAUUAUAAGCAGGUUUUAGAUGAUACUGAAAUCACUAAGAAGACUUUGUGGUUAGAUGUGAGAGGCAAUCAUGAUAACUUCAAUGUGGUCGGUCUAGAGUCGAAAAAUAAUUAUUAUUCUAAUUAUUCUAUUCAAGGGAAGAAGCAUCCAAGGUCUUACAUGUAUAAUAUAAAUGUUGGUUCUGAAUUAUACUCAUUUAUAGCAAUAGAUGCUUGCUUAAAACCUGGUCCAAGAAGACCAUUUAACUUUGUCGGUGUGUUAGAUGAGCAUGAAAUUAAAAGUAUAUAUGGACUAGUAAAUAAGUCUUAUGAAAAUAAUGCAGAUUUUCUAAUAUGGUUUGGACACUAUCCUACUUCAUGCAUACUCUCACAUACUAAUACAGGUGUUAGAAAUAUCAUAGGCAGAUACCAAGAAAGCAUGGUGUAUCUCUGUGGUCAUUAUCAUAUGCUCGGUGGAACAGUACCUAACAUGUACACGCUGCAGCAAAUAGGAUUCCUUGAGUUGGAAUUAGCAGAUUGGAAAGAUAACAGGAUGUAUCGUUUGGCAGCAAUCGAUCAUGGUCAGUUUUCUUUUAUUGAUGUGAAGCACGAAGAAUGGCCUGUGGUAUUGAUUACCAAUCCUAAACAUACUUUAUACAUGAUGCCCAGGAAAGAGAAUUUACUGUCUCUCAUUAAAUCUACACACAUUAGAAUACUUGCGUUUUCACUAGCACCGAUAAAAUAUGUUGAUGUUCAAUUGGAUAAUGCUGCUUGGUUAAAGUGUGAACAUGUUGAAGGGCCUCUCUAUACCUCAAAAUGGAAUACGACAGAGUAUAGAAAUGGGAUACACUCUAUUCGAGUACGAGUCGUAGAUACCGAUGGCAGAGAGAAAGUAUUGUCUCAGCCGUUUGCUCUCGAUGGAUCUCGUUUAUCAUUCGGUAUUUUACCUAGGAUACUUCUUAUGUCUAAUGCUAUCAGCCUUUUUCAAUUUUUGUUCGCAACAGUAUUAGUCCUCUUAGUAGUUCCUUUGUGUCUAUUCCGGUUCCUUCAUGUGUUGUGCGAAAGAAAGCACAUGCAUCGACCACGAUACCCAGUAAAGUUUGUUUACGCGUGGUUCAGAAAAUUGUGGAUCUUAUCCACCGUUGACCGCCUUUUUUUUCCAAUGGUACUUUAUGCAUUGUACUUAACAAUUGGUCCAUGGGCCAUUGGUGAAAUAAUAGAUAAUCAUACAGGUAUAAUUUUCGCUUGGGGAACAUACGUUAAUAAUUCUUACCUUCCUGGUGCCUUUACUUACGUUUAUGGAUUUUUCCAAUUAUUUUCGUUCCAUCUACCACUUAUGUUUAUCUUAGCUCAUAGAGUGGAUAAGCGGUUACAGAGUAUUAAUAAGCCAGAUAGUAAAUCGUCAUCAAAGAUUUGUCUUCUGUGGCAACAUUUGCCAAUAAUUUUAUUACUUAUAAUGCAAGCGAAUAUGGCUUAUUUCUUUUGGUUAGCAUAUGGGACAACAGCUACCAUAUUAUGUCCUCUCCGCACUUGGAGUAUUUUCUUAGCAAUGAUAUUAUGGUAUCAAGUAAGCAUGAUGCCAGAAUCUUGUCUAAGGUCCGCGGCAGCUGUAUGGUCAUCUCAUGGUUGAUUCAUAUCAGGCUAGACAAUUUACUAUUGAAAUGUAGCAACUUACUAACAUUUAUUUAUUACGUAACUUAACAAUUUUCACGCUUUUGCGUAAAAGUCAGUAAAUUUAAAAAAAUGUAUACAUAGUAAGUGAGUUAAUAGAAAAUUGGUAUAGUAUCUACUAAAUGUGGAGCAUUUAUUUUGUUACGUAUCAAAGAUAGCUGUGAUUGAUUUCACGGAUUCGUAUUAGUAUAUAAAACCAAUUUAAAGAAAGUAUUUUGCUUUUUUGUCAUAUGAAAGUAAAAUCUACGUCUAAAAAAAUAUUGUCUUAUUAUGUAUUAAAAUUCAAUUAGGUUCUUUAAAGAAUUCCACAGAAUUGGCUGAUUAAAAAAAUUACGAUAAAGACUGUUUAUAUUUGUUACAUAAUUAUCAAUAUCUGUUAACUAAUUUCUAUGAUUUAUACGUGAUUAAAUAUAUUGCCGGAUUGUUUGAAUCUGAUAGUGUAGAAAUAUGUAUUCGUACUAAUUCAUUACAAACAUCAUUAAUUCUUUUGGCUAUACUCAAUAUGAUGGAUUGUAUCGAAUUGCAAUUGUAAUGCUUUUGCAUUACACGUGAAUCAGUAUUUCAUUAGGAAAUAGCUUCUGAUUGGUAUCCUAUAUUUUUCUACAGACAAUCUAUCGCUAUUCUUGAAUACAAUCUCAGAACUGCUAAUGUGAUCUCAAUAAACCAAUGGUUUCCUAUCGUUAACGUUCAUGAAUUUCUUCCAUAGAUAUGCCAAAUUUCGUUGAUUAGUUCGACAAUUUUGAACGUAGUAUUUCUGUUCUUUACGUGUAUGUGUCCUAAAUGAAUUAUUUAGAUGAUACAAGUACUCAGUAUUUGCGUAAUAUAUCCAUAGAGUAUAUGUGGAAAAAUAAUGCAUGUAAAUGUUAAUA
This is a messenger RNA of Hylaeus volcanicus, 3278 nucleotides long. RefSeq names its product transmembrane protein 62-like. Bases 380 to 2368 code for a protein of 662 amino acids. The record is from RefSeq and is a predicted model, not a curated record. Gene Ontology annotation, molecular function: hydrolase activity. NCBI's taxonomy places the organism in Eukaryota, Metazoa, Arthropoda, Insecta, Hymenoptera, Colletidae. The transcript is spliced from 13 exons.